AUGGAUGAAGACGUCAGUGUUGAUUGGAUUUUGAAAAAAAAAGAUUUUGUUCUUCAACCUUCGGUUGAAUUCCAAUCAGUCUUAAAUCAUCCUCUCCAACCAAAGUCUGCUUAUUAUAAGAGUGAGGAGACGAAAAGUAAAAAGAAUGAGGAAGUUGUGGAGUUUAUAGAUCCAUUAGGUGUUACGGUUGAGGAUGAAGUGUCGUCCGGUCCUUCGGGGUCAAUGGUUGACAUGGAUGUCUUGAUGUCUAAAGUAUCAGUUAAGAGGAAUAGUUUUGUAUUGGACAACACGCUUGAAAGUAAACCAACAGAUAGAGUCAUAAUUGACAUAAACUUACCUGACUUUGAGCCUUGGCGAACAAAAAGAGCAGAAAUCCUUGCAAACUUCAGUACCAAUGAAAAAUUGACAAUAACUUCUAGUUUUCUCAGUAAUUCUAAAUCAAGAGCACCUAUAUCGGACAAGAGACGAAGAAGAAUGGAAAUGCUGGAAGACAUGUCGGGUUUGAAAAAGAUAUCAGAGCUCUCGCAAGCAGAGUUUGUUAGUCAUGUUAAUGAGCUUCGAGAAUUGCUUAUAUUUGCGUGGGACAACAAUAAGAGAGUAGAAGCUAUACGGAUUGUUACCGAAGUUGCUCGGAUGCUUUCGUCUCAAGUCAACAGCCAGUUUUAUCCAAAUCAAUGGGUUCUAGUCACUGAUAUCCUGGAUUUGUUUGGUAAACUGGUCUAUCAUCGAAUCCUGUCCAAAGCCAACGAGGAGAGGAACGCAAUGGGGAAACCGUUGUUGGUAGACCAAUUCGACUCAGCAGACAUCCCUGAGAAAGCAACAGACAUGGUUAAGAAUUGGUUUUGUAAAAUAGCUGAUAUCAAAGAGAUCAUUCCUCGGUUCUAUGUUGAAACUUCUCUCAUUUGCUCUCUGAAGUUCUUGGACUCUUCUGAUCGUUGUCACGAGAAUAUGAUGAGGCUCUGCGCAAUGACAGGAAAGUUUCCACAGCCUCUGCUGGGAGCCUAUGCGAGGGCGUAUGUCUGCAAAAUAGCCAUGAGCUUCAAUAGUUCCGAUCGGUCUAUUCAUUGGAGAGCUUUGAACGAUUCCAUGCAACAGACGACUAUAUACUCGCCGGAAUUAACAUCUCCAGCCUAUGAAUGGAUAAUCCAGUGUGUAUCGUAUAAUGCUACAUCAAUCGAUGAUCUCGGUCCUCUCUGGGAGUAUGCAAAGAUGGAUGAUAAGCGAUUCCUAGUUUCAAUUUUCAUUAAGUCAGCGCCUGCUCGGUAUGUCUCAAGCCUGGCUACUGCAUUCUGUGAACUGGUCCUAUACAAGAGUCCCUCAGUGAUCGAUAUUGUCAAUUUCGGUGAAAGGCUUCUGCUCAAUGAUACUCCUGAGCUGUUCAGGAAUGACGUUUUACUGCGGAUAACAAAAGUCUUGUUGAAGUUCCCAAGUUGUGCCGACUAUGUGUAUGGUUAUGCGACUUGGAGCAAAUACGUUGGAAGAUAUUUCGACUUCGCUGACUUGUGUGAUGUUGCUUAUGGCUUGUCUCUACGAUUGCAAAGGGAAAGAAGGUUCUCCGAUAAAACGCUGAAAUUGAUAGUGGAAAUUAUUAAAAAUUUGGUGACAAGUAAAAAGUUCUCGUAUGAACUCCUUAAGAAUGAAGCUUUUCAAACUGUUUUGGAUUAUGUGAGAGAUGAACCUCAUGCUUCCAACUGUGCCAAAACUAUUCUGACCGAGUUCAUUCGUUCCAACAAUCAGAGCUCUCUGAAAGAUUUUUCCACAGCAGACUUUGUGUUAGAAGAGUGCCGCAUACUAUGUGAUAGUAUAAGCCCAGAUACAGACGAUGACGAGAUUCGCUACUUAACAAACCUUAUAUGCUCGACCCUUGAUCGAGUUUGUUAUACGGAGGAGGUCGAGAAAGGAAUGGCAUUGUUGAUACGAGCCCGAGCUCAGCUUGGAGAAAUACCAGAAGUUAUCAAGCAUGUCGUCUUCCUUAUGAUUGACUUCACCAUGUAUGUAGAAGUGAUUUCUCCUGAUCAUAAACGGAAGGCUAAUUUUUCGAGAUCUUGUUUGGCCAACUUGUUCAUCACGAUAGCCUCCAUUGAGGAGAAAGAAGUCCGCGUGACGGCUCUGAUCAGAACCAUCUAUAUCAGCUUGUUGGCUAAUUCCUUACCCCAGUGUUAUUCGGUUUGCAAUGCUGUUCUUAGUACGAUGAGCGGAUUGGCUAUGACCUCACAUCUUCUAGAGCAGAUGAAACACUUCUUAUGUGUCCUCGUUUCUGUUGGUGGUCCUCUAGACCUGAGUCCUAUGCACUACUACGAUAGUCUUGUAGAAAUUAUAGAAAAGAAAGCACUGAAGGAUGUUUCUCUUAAAUUUGAUGCUUGGCUAUCCUGCUUGAGCUAUUUACUUAACUGUCUCAACCCUUCGCCCGAAUCGAAGAUUGUGGGAGUCGAUGCAAACGACACCUUAUAUGGGCUUUCUGAUCAAUAUUUAUCCUUAGUGAAUGAGAGAGUUAGCCAAGCCAUGAACUCUCUCAUAAGCAUCUUGGACAAAGAAGAUGAGAAGAAACCUCAGUUCUCCAUCUCCCUAGUCGAAUUUGUAGUUGAUAAUUUUGAGUUGAAUAAUAAGGUAGUGAAAAUGGUUCUUAACUUGUUAAAACGUGUCAUGAAGAGCGGGACUUACGAACGCCGGAAAUGUGUCCUUCGAUCUAUACAUGGGGCUACCUUCCCAUACCUAUCUCCUUGUCCAUUUCCUUAUACGCAACAUCCACUUUCAGUCAUGUCCCUAUCGGACCUAUCUUUUGAUGAUGAUUUUGAAAUGGAUUAUGUAUCAGCUAGCCCUGCUACAAGCGGCAUGAAUAAACCCUCCACGAAUAUGCAGGCUUUUACUUUUGAAGACGGUAGCGAGCAAUAUCAGAGACUCCAAGAGGAAAUGAAUGAAGUUGAUGAACUGGCUGGUCAGCUCAAAUUCGCUCUUGAGCUUCGUGUCAAGAUGGAAGGUUGCUCCAGCUCAAGGAUGAACGAUGAUGCUGUUAUAAGUUCUCACUAUCAGGUUCAAUGCUUAUCCAGUGAGUCGUUCAUUUUUGUUCUCCAUUUGAAGAACAACAGCAUUAAAGCUUUAUCGGAUUGGUUUCUAAUUGUGACUUUCGAAUGCUUAGACAAAAAAGGAGUCGCUUUGAGCCAUACACUCGAGUUGUCUUACUUGGAGCCCAAUCAGACAAGAUGUUUCGAACUGUUUCUUGAGAAGAAGUCUGUCGAAAUGCCUAUUCUAGUACGGAGUAAACUCAUAAGAAAAUUCAAUCUCUUCAAUUCUUCUCGUAUUUUGAGGAUUUCACUGGAUCGUGAGGUGAUAACUCAUCUUAACUUUCUGAAGUAUGUCUCUGAUGACAACAUUGACAAGAAGAAUUCGUUUGGAUCUUUCUCCCAUAUCAUCCCAACUUCCCUCUUGAAUUUAUUGAGUGGAUGUCCGGAUGUGGUACAGCCUGUGCAUUUUUUGAACUUUGUAUUUGGAGUUGGUACACCUUGGUCGAAUCUGAACGCUGAUCAAUCCGUAGCUAAUGGUUCAAUCGAUUUGUUCCAAACUUCUCAUCCAAUUCGUAUUGAAACACGACUCUGCGACGAAACCUACAACGAGACUUAG
Auanema sp. JU1783 is the source of this 3618-nucleotide messenger RNA. Lineage: Eukaryota; Metazoa; Nematoda; Chromadorea; Rhabditida; Rhabditidae. The record is from the annotation of a GenBank genome assembly.